Gossypium raimondii (Peruvian cotton) is the source of this 797-nucleotide messenger RNA. RefSeq lists its product as uncharacterized. The coding region runs from base 158 to 580 and encodes 140 amino acids. NCBI's taxonomy places the organism in Eukaryota, Viridiplantae, Streptophyta, Magnoliopsida, Malvales, Malvaceae. The transcript has a single exon. The record is from RefSeq and is a predicted model, not a curated record.
CCACAUGACAUAAUCUUUUUUUAACUUACCUGUUCCUCUCCCUUCACAAUAUAAGAGUUACACAGAACACAAAACAGAAAACAAAACAUAGUUUAGAAAACAUAGAAAUAAGAACAGAGCAAAAAAACGAAGGAAUAUUCAAUGUUUGUUCCCUGCAAUGGCGGUUUCAAGCAUAGACACUCAAAACCCACCCAGCAAAGCGACAGCUCCGAUCGAAAUUCACUGCGUUAAAUGUGAGUCCUGCGGCUUCACAGAGGAGUGCACCCUUGCAUAUAUACUGCGUGUCCGGGAACGUUACCAGGGCCGUUGGAUUUGUGGGCUGUGCAUCGAGGCCGUCAAGGAUGAGGCUCUGAGAUCGGAUACGCUUAUUUCCACCGAGGAAGCACUGGACCGACACAUCAAAUUCUGCAAUCAGUUCAAGGCGUCGAGUCCUUUAGAUGAAACGGAGCACCCUAUCUCGGCCAUAGGGAGGAUUCUUCGUCGAAGCCUGGAUUCACCCCGGCCUCUUAGGUCUAACUCAAGUGGAGUCUUUCCAGGAUUUGAAGAAGUCACUCAAGGCUCCAUCUCUUCAUCCGUCUGAGAGCUGUUUCUCACCUCUUUCCGGCUUGAUUAUUCUUCCCAAGUUUUACGGUUACUUGGUAGUGCAUGGAAAACAGAGGAAUUCUGUUUGAAUAUAAGAUUGUUAAUAAUUAUAUAUGUCUUAAUUGCUGUAAUGUUUUGGAAUCUGAAUUUAAUGAACCUUGUAGUGUAAACAGCAUGUCUAUCUGAUGAACAGCUUCGGCUUUCAAAGUUUCUAA